This is a messenger RNA of Cuscuta campestris, 1153 nucleotides long. NCBI's taxonomy places the organism in Eukaryota, Viridiplantae, Streptophyta, Magnoliopsida, Solanales, Convolvulaceae. The record is from the annotation of a GenBank genome assembly.
GCUCUUUCCGUCGACUUCCUCUGCUCUAUCCGGCGUCGCCAUUCAGCGGGUUCCACAAGCCCAAUCGGCGGUGUCCGUCCCAGGGAAGCAGCGUCGGCAUCCACAGUUCCUCUCGCAGUCUCUCUCUCUCCCCGUUGCCAUUUCGUCCGCCCAUCGCUGAGCAGAGCCGGCGCCGUCCAUCGCCGAGCAGAGCCGCCGCCAUUCUUAUCGUCGGUACAUCGCCGUCUCCUUCAUCGCGCGCCCAAGCCAGCGGGAACCAAGGUUGCAGUGGCGGUUCUUCCUUCAACCCUAGCCUUCAAUUUCUUCAACUUUUUUUGAGGUAGGAACAAAGAUUUGGAUGGGCAACCCGGGGGGCAGUGAAGUCGUGGUGUGGCGUGGAUGACUCAUGUUUACUUUAAUAAUUAAACUACAUUAUUUUAUUUGAUUAUAUGGACUGUUGGACAUUAUUUUAGUUUUCUUAUGCUUCCGCGACGUUUGGAAUUAUUUAAUCACUCCGAUGAACUUUGUUUUAGUUUGAACUCUUACGGGCGAAUUUUAUAAUUGAUUUAAUUAUUUAUUUAAGUAAAGAAAAUUUAUGCAUGCGAAUACCAACUUAGUAACAACCCGGUUCACUAACUCGUUGGUUCGGGUUACGCGGGUUGGGAUGUUACACACUACAUCCACAGACAUUCCCUCUAUUACCUCGAGUCCAUUCACUGACACACAGGUGUCCCCUCCACCCCACGUACUAUGCCAUCUGGACCUUGUACGUCAAGUCGGAGAGAGUACUGAGGAUCGGGAGGAUGGAGUUGGCGAUGACCACGACUCCAAGGACCGCGAUGCCGAGGGACGCAAUGGCAGGGCUCGUGAUGGCGAGGACGAGGUCCGCGAUGAUAAGGACCAAGAGGGUGGAUAUCACGAGGGUCCCGGUCAUCACGGUCAGUUUCAUCACAAGUUGUCAACAACAACGACGUUCAGUCAGUCAAUUCAUGCUAAGGAUAAUGUCAAUUUCCUUGUAUUGUAUUUUAACGAGGUUUUGCAAUAACUAUCGUUUAACAAACGAUUAUGAUGUAAUCGCGUAUUGUGUCCUAACGAAUUAGACAAUAGCUUUCGGAUAGAUAACAUAGUUUAUUGAUCCUAAACGUUUGCGUUUGAAUCAAUGAUCAGAUCGUGU